This is a messenger RNA of Venustampulla echinocandica, 936 nucleotides long. RefSeq lists its product as uncharacterized. The record is from RefSeq and is a predicted model, not a curated record. Gene Ontology annotation, biological process: protein N-linked glycosylation. The transcript has 3 exons. Gene Ontology annotation, cellular component: Golgi membrane; mannan polymerase complex. The coding region runs from base 1 to 936 and encodes 311 amino acids. NCBI's taxonomy places the organism in Eukaryota, Fungi, Ascomycota, Leotiomycetes, Helotiales, Pleuroascaceae. Gene Ontology annotation, molecular function: alpha-1,6-mannosyltransferase activity.
AUGCACCUAGCCUUUCCGUCGAGGAAGUCCUCAAAUCCACCUCAUUACCCUAUACGAUACUCUCGAUUUCCGACGCUUCGCCGGAGCAGAGCAAAGACGAUAGGGAUUGGCAUAUUAGCGGCCGUUGUGUUGAUAUGGGUGCUUGCGCGUCUUGUUGGUAGUUCGGACGGAAUACCGCCAGGGACACCUCCUGUGGUUAUCGUGACAGUGGUGGACGAAGAAAAUUAUCCCGCGGGCUACAUCCAAACCAUUAAAGAAAAUAGGAUCGAAUAUGCGAAAAAGCAUGGCUAUGCGACUUUCUUCCCAACUGCCAACGACUACGAUCUCAAAGGGGCCCCAAGAUCUUGGGCGCGAGUCCCUGCCGUUCGACAUGCCAUGAGCAAUUCUAGUAGUACCUAUUUCUGGUAUCUUGACCAGAAUUCUCUCAUCAUGAAUCCGGACGUGGAUAUCGAAACCCAUAUUAUGAACCCGAAGAAACUCGAGAGCAUGAUGAUUAAGGGCCAGCCUAUUGUACCUCCAGAUAGUGUUAUCAAGACCUGGCCGCACCUGAAAGGGGACCAAGCGCAAUUGGUCCUCACGCAAGACGCGGAGGGAUUGGCGGCUGGGAGUUUUAUCGUCCGAAGAGGGGAUUGGGGCAAGUUCUUUCUGGAUACCUGGUAUGAUCCAUUGUAUCGUUCCUACAACUUUCAGAAAGCAGAUACGCAUGCCUUGGAACAUAUUGUCCAAUGGCAUCCGACGAUUCUCGCGAAGCUCGCCCUGAUACCGCAGCGAACUAUUGACGCCGCUAACAAGGCAUACGCUCCCCAAGGGACAGGCGCAUAUAUAGAGGGCGACUUUGUCAUUCGAUUUGCCGGCUGUGAACAGGUGGGGCGAGAUUGUGUGAAGGAGGCCGGACCAUUCUUGAAGCAAUGGCGGACGAUAUUUGAUUCGAAAUGA